Molecule: messenger RNA, 1125 nt
Organism: Rotaria sordida
Lineage: Eukaryota; Metazoa; Rotifera; Eurotatoria; Philodinida; Philodinidae
Source: the annotation of a GenBank genome assembly
AUGGAACGAACAAAACGGCAAUUAGAUGACAUUGUUCACGAUUUUAAUAACAACAAAAAACAAAAAUUAUUAGUAACAACAAAUAAAUCUUAUUUUGAAAAUUUAGCAAACGAAACAAUUUAUGAAAUAUUUGAAUAUCUUGAUGUUUACGAUGUUUAUCAUGGAUUCUUUUAUCUUAACAAUCGAUUUAAAAAUUUACUUAUUAAUUUCAAUAUUCCUUUUCAAAUAAAUCUUUCAACAAUAUCAAAAUCCGAUUUUGAACUUUAUAAUAAAAAUGUUAUUAAACCAAAUAAAUAUCGAAUAAAUAUUCUUCGAUUAUCUAAUCCAUUUACAGUUGAUAUUAUUUUUUCACCACCACGUAUUAUUUGUGAUUUUAUUCAACUUGAAAAAUUAAUUUUUGAUAAUAUGAAUUCAAAAUAUCUUAAUAAUAUUCUUAAACAUUUAAUACAUUUACCUAAAUUACAUUCAUUAAUUCUUUCUCCUAUUGAUUACAUUCAAGAUCCAAGUAUUCUUUUUCUGCAUAUAUUUCGUUUAUCAAAAUUAAAAUAUUGCAAAUUAACAUAUCGAAUAAAAGAUAAAGAAAAAGCAUUACCUAUAGAUUUUCAUGGAUGUAAACACAGUUCUAUUGAAUAUCUUAUGAUUAAUAGUUAUUUUCGAUAUGAAUCAUUUAAUGGUUUAUUCAAUUAUCUUCCAAAACUUCGUCAUUUAACAAUUAAUAAUGUUGUUGGAUCGGAUAAUUCACAGAUAGAAUAUUAUCCAAUUGUAUUAAAAGAUUUAAAAUAUGUUUCAUUUAAACUUAAUUCGAUUCAUUUCUACCAAUUUGAAGAGUUAGUUAAAAACUUCUUUAAUCAUAUUGAAAUUUUACAAAUAUCAACAUUUGAUGCUCACACAUAUUCACAUGGAAGACAAUGGGAAGAAUUAAUUUUAUCUUCAAUGCCAAAUUUACGUAUUUUUGAUUUAAAAAAUGAUUAUUCUGGAAUAAUGCAAAAUUUCUUCUAUAUUUGUUCAAGUGGUCAAUUUGCAUCGAAGUUUUGGACUGAAAAACAAUGGUUUUUUGCACAUCAACAUGAUUCACACGACAAAUCUUAUAAUGGAAUAUUUUAUUCAACAAAUCCAUAUCGGUAA